This is a messenger RNA of Physcomitrium patens, 6314 nucleotides long. Its product is annotated as putative histidine kinase 4. Gene Ontology annotation, molecular function: phosphorelay sensor kinase activity. The record is from RefSeq and is a predicted model, not a curated record. Gene Ontology annotation, biological process: phosphorylation; phosphorelay signal transduction system. NCBI's taxonomy places the organism in Eukaryota, Viridiplantae, Streptophyta, Bryopsida, Funariales, Funariaceae.
GCUCGGAAGCGAGGGCGAGAGAGAAAGGGAGCUGUGGUGGCGCAAGAGAAGGAGGAGGUAGAGGAGGUGGAGAAGGAGCAAUCGGAUCCUACGGAGAGUGUUAUCAACGAAGAUCUUGUAGCAGAAUCCUUGCAUGCAUGCAUGCACAUGGGGAGCGAGUAGGGUAAGAGUGAGUGCGUGGGCGAAUGCUUCUGUUCCUAAUCGCGAGACGAGGGUAAUGUGUGGCUGCAACGGGCAGGUUCAUCGCAACGGAAUGGAUCGACGCCGCAGGGACGCAACUGCCCACGUGGAAUCCUAAAUCUGUGGGACCGAUGAGAUAGAUCUGGGAGUCGUUUCGGGAAAGAAGCCAAUCUCAACCGGACUGAGGGCAGUUCAGAAAUUCAGAAGCUAGGGUUUAGUGGUGGACCCGUGUGUCUAUCGAUGUGGGCGCCAUAGAUUAUGCUGCUGCUGUAGGUCUCUCCAGCUAAGUGCGCUAGCAUGCUUGCCGUAGUGUGUCGCUUUUCCUUUGCGAAUCUGUUGGGGCGUAACUGGUGACGAGUACUGCAGUUAUUCAAAGUGAAAGGGCCCGCCCAACUUCCCGAAAGUGUUUCUGUCGCUCCGACACGUCACUGGACUGGGUGUUGCAGAAUCUACAUGUGGACGAAUGGGUUGGAGUUGGUGGAAGGGAUGGUGGACGAACGUGGACUGGGUUUGUUUCUAGAAAUGUGACAAAUGUGGAGGAAUUGUGGAGUGGAGGAGGGAAUGGUCGCCGAGGGUCGACGAGUAGGAGGAGGAGGUGGAGGAGGGAGAGGCUCGAAACUGGAGGUUCCCCGCUUCUUCCUCCGGCAUUAGGCCCUAUCACAUGCGCUUCGCAAUCAGCGCAGAAAGGCUACUAGGAUUGUGAUAGUGAGAGCAGUUGCGAGCAGAGUUUGGGGCUAAGCAAUUGACGGCGUGUUGCACCGGACAAUUAGGGUUUGACGUUGGCGGUGAGUUUUCGCUGAAUGGAGUGGCGGUGUAGAUGUAGGUGAGUUUUGGGUGUGAGCUUGGGAUCAUCACAUGGUCGGAGCCGCGCGGGGGAUAUGGACUUGGAGAGGUGGCAGCCAAGGGAUGUCAAGGAAUCAGUUUGAUGGUGUAAGCGGGUGUGGGAUACUGUGGAUGUGAUGAAGGUGGUGUAGGUGAAAGUGGAUGCUGCUGUGGCUGGCCUUUGGGUUUGGUCUUGGUGAUGGGGGUUUAGAUGGCGAUGACAGUGGGAGAGACGAGGUGUGAUGAGGAGGAACGGGGUGGAGCUGCGAAUUCCUCUUGGAAAGGACAGAAUGCACUUUGGCUGGACGAGCAGCCUGAUUUGUCAGGUUUUCGUUGUGAAUAGCCUGGUGGGGGCUUUAGCUUUGCAGCAGUGCUUGUGCAUAUCGGUUUACAGGUUUGGAGAAUCUGUCUUUUUGCGGACACUCUAAGCCGCUUGGAAUGCGGCACUGUGCUGGUUUGCGAGUUCAACAACGGUUGUUGGAGUUUGGGAGCAUGUUUGUGUAUGGACAACAGGACUUGGUUGGUGUACAUCAGAGGCUGCGGUAUUGGUUGGUUAAAAAUACUACUCUACAUUCACAACUUCGUAUUUGCGGCACCGUUGAUACGAGUACUCUCGUGAAAUUUUUUGGAAUCAAUAUUGAACGGGAUGAAAGAUCUCAUGGUGAGGAAUUAGAAUCUGUGGUUUCUCCUCAAAUUUUCAGAGCUCGUUGGCAGGAGCUGACUCUGCAUGUAUAAUCUAAUGCAUUCAGCACACUGUUUGUGCUUUCUUUAUACGAGAUGACGGAGAAUCAGUUGAAGUAAAGAUCAACUUGAUAUAUGGAGAGUUCGCAGCUUAGUGAAGCUGAAACAAUAAGAUACAGUUCUUCAUCAGCUUUGGGGUUCACGACACUAUUUUUUACCAAGGAUCCUAGUUUAUUUAAGGUGCUGUGAACCGUCUACUUCCUUGUACAAGCUCCACAACGUGUGCUGCAAUACGAAUGUUCAAGUACUGCUUUACUGGACAUAUCUGUGGGGGCUUGAGAUAUAUAAUAUAGAUGGAGGUGGAUUCACACUACAUUUACAGUCCGCUUCGUAGUGAAGUGCGGACUUCAAGGCGAAGACAAUGCCUUCGAUGUAUUAAUACUCUAAUGCAGCUACCAAGGUUAUUUUAUGACUACAUCUUUUCUAGCUUUACGUUUGAUAAUUCUCCACGGGAUAUUCAGGCUUACAAGAAAUUAUUACAAUUAAACUUGUGUGCAGUCAUUUCCACUACUCUUGGAGGCAUUUGUCUAUUUGAGCUUUCUGCUAAGCCACUGAUCCAGGCAAUGGACCGCUCACCAAUUUUCCCCCUAUAUUUUCCUCAUGCUAUUGGGUUAGCUCUUGCGUGCAAGUAUCAGGGUUCUGUUCUGAUGGGAAAUUUUUUGGGGUUUUACCUCUCUCGCCUCUAUCUGGUUAUACGUGGACCCACUUACUUGAAUGUUAGUCGAGCUCUCUUCCUUAUCAUGAUAGCAUUACUUGGAGUGUUGGAGACUCACAUCGGGGCGUGGUUGAUGCAUCACUACUUGUGUCGAGCCCACGCUAUACGGAAGAUGGUGCCAACUAUCGACAAUGUAGCUCAAGCCUUCUUUUAUAUUUUGAUCGUCCUCGGUACGACCUUGGUUUUCGACUCAUUGAUCGCUGUAGUUGUUUGCUUAUCAGAAAUUAUCGCCUGGACCAGUUUCUUACGGUUCUGGGCAACAUGGUGGCUAGGCGUAAUUGCGGGAAUGUUGACUGUCUCCCCUGCAAUCAUUCAUCUUCUGGCCAUAGAAAUACCCACCUCCUUUUCAAAGCCACCAAAUUAUUUUAAUUUGGUGAAGUCCAUUGUUCUAUGGGCUGUUGUGCUUGUUGUUCUUUUUCUGGUAUUCUUUUUUUCAGUCCAGAGCAUCAUAAGGCCGUUACCGUAUCUGGUGUUCCCCCUCAUUAUAUUUGCCUCUUUCCGAUUCAAUCGUGUCGGAUGGGCCUUAGUUGUAGCAGUUAUCUCUCUCUCCUGUGCUUGGGGUACACUACAUCGGAACAGCUCUCUUUACUAUAUGGCUGGGGCUCCAGCCGAUAAGGCAUCGCCAAGUCUCAUUCUUCAGAUUGAACUUUUUGUAUCUGUAAUGGGGUUAGUCGGCAUAGUGCUGGCUGCUGCAGUCAAAGAAAAGAUACAAUUGACAAAUGAUCUCAACAAAGUGAAUAAUGACUUGGAAGAGACUGUUGCUACGAGGACAAAUGAAUUAGUGAAGGCUAAUCACGAGCUCAUGAUAUCUCAGAAGAGGGCAGAGCAUGCUAGUCACGCAAAAUCAGACUUCCUUGCCAACAUGAGCCAUGAAAUAAGGACUCCUAUACACGGAAUACUUGGGCUAACUGCACUGUUGCUCGAGUCUCAACUGACUGCUGAUCAGCGUGAAAGUUUGAUGUCCGUGAAAGAGUGUGCUGACUUGCUUCUGCACAUCAUAAAUAGUGUGCUUGAUCUUUCUAAGAUCGAGGCGGGACGCUUGGAAGUCGAAACUGUCCCAUUCAGCAUUCGGAAAAUGGUUUCUAGUACUCUUCGAAUUAUGCAAGCACGAGCGCAAACUCAUAAUUUGCAGUUGCUAUGGCACAUUGAUGGUGAAGUACCAGAUAGUGUUGUUGGGGAUCCAGGGAAGCUUCAGCAGUGUCUUUUAAACCUCGUUGGAAAUGCAUUGAAGUUCACCAAUGAAGGCUCGGUGACUGUAUGUGUGAGUAUGUGUUCACGGAAGGCUCCUCGCACUCCUGCAAGUAUCCGUGAUCGUUAUCGUGAUCGUGAUGAAUCUCAGACAGCUGCACACCAGAGUGUUGAGGUUCAUCCUGUUGAAGUGCCUCCACUCUUUCCACGCCUUACUAAACCACCCUCUAGGUUGGCCAAAUUGCGGAGUUGGGCAAGCUGGCCGGGGCCUUAUUUCAAAUUAGACACAGGAAGGUCUCAAAGCUGCACAAUUGAUGUGCUUGAGUCCCCUGAAAAUGAUGCUUAUUACAACAUGCCAUCAUCUAAAGUGGCUCCUGUUCUAGGUACAGAAAUUUGUUCCCAGCCUUCCACCCCAGAAACAGUGGAUGUUGAAUUUGAGAUUCAUGAUACUGGAAUUGGUAUCAGUAAGGAAAAACUCCAAGAUAUGUUUCAUCCUUUUACUCAAGCAGAUGCAUCCACAUCACGCCUCUAUGGUGGCACGGGGCUCGGGUUGUGUAUAGUUCAAAGGUUCGUGGAGCUCUUAGGAGGCGUAAUUUGGGCAGAAAGCGAAGUGAACGAGGGUAGUACUUUUAGGUUUAGGGUACCGUUCCGAAUUUCUUCUGAUACGGACUUCAGCUUCAAGCCUGCAGUUCAUCGAAGACAAGGACCGAUGAGGUUCUCCUCACUUGAUGGUUCUAUUCCCCACAAGCAUGUACCCAAGAACGGGCUGAUGAGACGGGCUCACUCAUUGGACGUCCUAAUGAGAAAUAUGAAGUUCACCUUGCCGUCUCUUAUUGAAGGUAACGAUGGUGAAGAGUCUGUUUCUAGCAAAGGCUCAGGUGGUGCAGUUACAGGCGACAGUAGCAGAAGGGGUAGUUCACUUCAGCGCACCACUGCUGAGGAGGCUAUAGCUAUAUUGCCUGAUGAAAACCCCUCUAACGAAAAUUCAAUUUUGUCUUCUGAGAAACAAGCUUUAAGGCCUGUGAGCUUAGUACCUGGUGGACGGGUGAAAUCUGAUAGAAGGUCAAUGAGAAGUGAUUCUGGAGUCUCGGAGGUGACCAGAUUAGCUACCAAUAGUUCACCUCCAGAGCAUAGAAUAAUCGUCCAUCGUGAAGGUCUUCCAUCUAGUGUACCAAAGGUUAAAUUACAUAAAUAUGAGAAGUCUUAUGUUCGGCCUAGAAGCAGUGAAGAGAAGCGUAAGCUAUUACCAACUGUAGCAUCCUCCACCGAAAAGUCUUCUGUCGAGGGGUCUCAAACUAGCAAUCCCUUGACUUUUAUCAACGUCGAUGACAAGACUCGAGAACCUACCGGAGAGAAGUCUGUGAAAGACGUCACUGUUACAAUGCCUAGGGUUGAUGAGGGAUCAACCUUAGAGCAGCCUUCCAAUUCUGUGCCAGCUGAAUCAUCACAGCAGUCAGAUGGAAGUUCUACUCUUAAGAGCAAGUUACUGCCAUCACCAUUAAGUUCUGAUUCGGCGAAAGGGCCCAUGAUGUCUAGUAUGGAGGAUGGUCAGCGACCUUUACAUAUUUUGCUUGCUGAAGAUAAUCCCAUCAAUCAAAAGGUUGCUAGCAGGCAGCUGCAGCGCCAUGGGCACAAGGUUACGAUUGUGAAUGAUGGCAAGUUAGCUCUGGAAGCUGUCCAAGUGAAUCACGAGAUGUAUGAUCUCGUCCUCAUGGACGUUCAGAUGCCAAACAUGGAUGGUUUACAAGCGACUGAGAUGAUACGGGACUUGGAAACUGAGAAAAAUUGGAGAAGAUUGCCAAUACUUGGACUUACCGCCCAUGCCAUUCAAGGUUAUCAACAGACGUGUCUUUCUCAUGGCAUGGACGGGUACUUGGGUAAGCCAUUUGAGAUAAAACAGCUGCUCCGGCAAAUGCAAGAGCUUCUGUUCUCGAACAGAAAUCCCAGAGAAUACGGAUGAUGAUUCCAUUAGGAAAUCUUCGAUGCUUUGUAAUGUACACAUUUUAGAUUUCUUCUCCACUUCGGUGCGACAGGCCAAAGGCUUUGUGAUACAUUCUUGCAAUUUUUCCAUCGAAGUUGCAAUAUCGUUGUUGGUGAAAUGUGAAAUGUCUAGUAGAAGCUUCAUCACGCGUCAUGUCCAUGUGGACGACGCAACUGCCAGCUCUAUGCUCAUUUUUGAGGACUAAGUUAUGCUGGAAACACAGCUGUUGCAACACAUCAGAAGCCAGAUGUGCCAGCGUUGAGGGGUAAGAUUAAUGUGAUUUGUGAAGCUUGAGUCCAACUUGAAUUGUACCUAUUUAGCUUUGGUUCAAAUCUGUUUGUGAAGCAUUGAUUUCUACAUCUGUGAUGUGUACUAACUUCUGUGGGAGCUUCUUUCAGUACUUCAACCUAUGUGGAAUCCAUGUAUGUAUUCCUGAGCCCCAAACCUCGCUUAAUUUCCACUUUCUUUUACUGUUUGAUUGCACAUUCCUAACCUGUGAAAAUGUAAGAUAAACUGAAUCUGGAGGUUGGAUCCUCCAAUGUUUGUGAUAGAACACUAGACCAAUGUCCAACUCAAACCAUCGUUUGUGAACUUCAAUUAAUACUUUCUUGGACCUGAAACAUUUCUUGUCAAAAAAUGUUGAUCCUGUAACUGAUGAAAUGCAAUACAAAAGUUACGGCUUGUUUA